AUGGCACGCCCUCGCAAUCAAUCCGACGAUGCGAUCCGGCCGGUGGCAUCGCACUUCUACACAUUGAGAAGCAGAGAGGUUGCGGGGGUCGGAAGUAUUCGUGCUCAGAACUCGAGAAGGCGUGUGAGAAAUGAGGAAGAUACAGAGUCGCUCAAAAUCCAGGACCGAGAUCUCAAGAGGAAGCAGACCUUUACAGGAAUCAAGCUGCUAUGGCUGGCAUAUCAAUCCACCGGAGUCAUCUACGGCGAUAUCGGCACAAGUCCCCUCUAUGUCUACUCCUCGACUUUCACAGACGACCCUUCUUAUGACGACCUGCUUGGAGCCCUGUCUCUGAUCAUUUGGUCCCUCACUAUCAUGGUCAGCAUCAAAUACUGCCUGAUUGUUCUUUCUGCAGACGAUGAAGGCGAAGGGGGGACAUUCGCCCUCUUCUCCCUUUUGUCGAGGUAUGCAAACAUCGUCAGACGUGAUCCUCGAGAGGAGCAGUUGGUCAAAAUAGAACGUCACACUGCUAGUGACUUAGGACGAUCGGCACAGAAAACACGAGGCCUAAUGGAACGAUCUCGAACGACGCAAUGGCUGCUGAAUAUUCUAGGCGUCUUUGGCGUCGCUCUCGUCAUGUCUGAUGGUGUCCUUACACCGGCGCAAUCGGUCCUCGGGGCUAUUCAAGGGAUAGAGGUUGUUCACCCUACUAUAUCACAGAGCACCAUCAUCGGCUCAUCGUGCGGUAUUCUUGUUAUCCUUUUUCUGGUUCAGCCAUUUGGCAUAACGAAGCUCGCAAGUACAUUCGCCCCUAUUGUUAUUAUCUGGCUACUACUCAAUGCCGCAUUCGGCAUAUACAACCUGGCUCGGCACGACUCGUCAGUUCUCAAGGCGUUUUCACCUUACUUCGCUGGAGCCUACUUGGUCCGGAACAAGACUGACGGCUGGAAAAGUCUGGGAGGUAUUCUUCUGGCAUUUACCGGCUGUGAAGCCCUGUUCGCCGACUUGGGGGCUUUUACUCAACGCGCCAUUCAGCUCUCCUGGCUUACAUUUGCCUUCCCGUGCCUGUUGCUCGGUUAUAUUGGCCAAGCAGCAUAUAUCUCUGACGACCCGUCUGCGUGGUCAAAUCCGUUCUACAACACAGUCCCACCGGGGUGUUUCUGGCCGUCGCUGAUUAUCGCGAUUUUGGCAGCAGUCGUUGCAAGUCAAGCAAUAAUCACAGCGGUCUUUCAGCUACUCACCCAAAUUAUGAAGUUAAGCUACUUUCCCCAAAUCAAGGUGGUGCAUACCUCGAGGAUCUUCUACGGGCAAGUCUACAUUCCUAUCGCGAAUUGGCUGCUCAUGGUCGGUACUGUCAUCGUGACGGGAGUCUAUACCAAUACCACGAACUUGGGCCAUGCUUAUGGUGUCUGCGUGAUCUUGGUGACCAUGUUGACAACCUGCAUGGUCGCAAUAGUCGCGUUGAUUGUCUGGCGUGUCCCAGCUUACCUUGUGCUGCCUGUUUGGCUCAUCUUCGCACUCUUUGAUGGUACCUUCCUCUCGUCGGCCGUAACAAAAGUACCCGAAGGUGCAUGGUUCACACUGGCUCUGGCAAUGGUUCUCACUUCCACUUUUCUGCUCUGGCGAUACGGCAAGGAACAGCAAUGGCGCGCCGAAGCAUCAGAUCGCUUCCCACCAAGUCAUUUGAUCCAGGCCACUGCGACCCCUGUUGCGGACAGCACCAACAUUUAUACCCGGAAGCUGAAGCUUUCGCCUGCAUUUGGUGGCAAGGAAAUUAGGCGCAUCGAAGGCAUGGGGAUUUUCUUUGACAAGUCUGGCUUACCCUCCAGUACGCCGACGGUGUUCAUCCACUUUUUGCAGAAAUUUCAUGCCGCGAACGAUGUCAUUGUCUUCUUCCACUUGCGGCCCUUGCAGAUUCCCACUGUGCCGCCCGACGAGAGAUAUGCUGUGUCGCGGUGUUAUAUCGGGGACGACGAUGGAAACAGCAAGCGGGUCAUGCCCGAUACGUAUCGCAUCAUGAUCCGGCACGGGUAUAAUGACGAAGUCGUGACAAACGAUUUGGGAGGGUUGCUCUACGAGCAGAUCCGCAACUUUCUCGUCCGCGAAUGUUUCGGGAUCAUUUCGAGCGCAGAUGCAGAUUUAAUCAAUGGAGUCGCAAAGGAAAGGGAUCUUGUCUACUCUUCUACCGAAGUGACCAUCCCUUCCUCCGCACCUGAAUCCGGACGCCCUUCUUCAGAGAAUCUCGAGCUCGCUCACAGGCUUGCUGGACUGCAACGAGCGUACGAGAGCCAAGUGGUCUACGUCGUGGGCAAGGAACAAAUGCGUGUGAGAAAGGGCAAACCGACGCCAGGGUAUAUCUUGCGAAGAGGAUUGUUGGAAAUAUUUUUGUGGCUUCGAGAAAAUACGCGCACGAAAGUUCAGGCUCUGAAUGUGCCAGUGGAGAAAGUCGUUGAGGUAGGAUUCGUCAAGGAGGUGUGA
Molecule: messenger RNA, 2457 nt
Organism: Cladophialophora immunda
Lineage: Eukaryota; Fungi; Ascomycota; Eurotiomycetes; Chaetothyriales; Herpotrichiellaceae
Product: potassium uptake protein
Exons: 3
Coding region: 1-2457 (818 amino acids)
Biological process (GO): potassium ion transmembrane transport
Cellular component (GO): membrane
Molecular function (GO): potassium ion transmembrane transporter activity
Source: RefSeq, a predicted model, not a curated record